AUGAGUGAAGACGUACUCCCUUCACCCCUCCGUCUUCUCAAACUUGUAGUUAAUAAAAGUAAAGUGCGUUCGCGCUGGCAAGCGCGCUGGCGAGCCACGGCGAUAAUUAAUGUGGAGUCGAGUCGAGCGAGCGGCGCCGGCAGCCUCGCGCCCGCCGACAAAAAACCCGCUCCGGCACAAAAACACACGCCGAGCGAGACACCGCUA
Messenger RNA from Brenthis ino (lesser marbled fritillary), 207 nucleotides. Lineage: Eukaryota; Metazoa; Arthropoda; Insecta; Lepidoptera; Nymphalidae. The record is from the annotation of a GenBank genome assembly.